AGGAAUUAGGCUGCAACGUCAGUGUUACAGAACACUUUGGUUGUUGAUGCUACAUCAACACUGCACACACGACGCAGGCUUGAUGGAGGAGAGACAGAGAGGAGGAGGAAGAGACAGGAGAGAGAGAUGUGGAAUAGUCAGCUGGGGUGGUCUACACUGAACAAACUGGCUGGCUCCUGCAUACAUCACAAAACACCACCUACGCGCAUUAGUUAAGAAAAUCUGGAGUGUUCGGCGGGCGCUACGAUUCUGGGUCGACCGAUUUACCGGCCUCUUCCAAAUUCGUAUUUGCCUCAGUUAUUUUCUCCAACUUCCACAAACAUGACAACGCUCUAGCAUCGCACGAGUCGUCUGAAAGGGGCUUUUUUCUCGUCCCUUUCUCCGUUAUUCAGAUGGCAGAGGAGGGAAUUCAGGGCAGAUGCCUCCCGUGGAUAUUCCUUUUAGAGGAAAUGGGACCCAACCUUUGUGAAUGGAACUACUGUACUAAACUACCCAUCUGCUGUCAUUUUACACGAUGCUCGACCAUCCUUUCUACAUAGGUCAAAAGAUAGGAUAAAAACAGACUGCGGCAUCUAAAUGAAGUUGUUCAGCCAUGCAAUGUUCCUGGAAGGCUGUGAUUCUGCUAGCCUUGGCAUCAAUAGCAAUCCAGUACACAGCAAUUAGAACUUUCACAGCAAAGCCCUUUCAGAUCUGCCCUGUGCCAAACCCUCUGAACUGUGGCCUAGGUCAGGAGACAGAGCCCUUUGAUCGGAUAUGCGAUGAGUACCCUUACAUUGCCUACAACGCCUCCAGGAAGACCCACAUUCUUAUCCUGGCCACCACGAGGAGUGGCUCCUCCUUUGUGGGUCAGCUGUUUAACCAGCACUCAGAUGUGUUCUACCUGUUUGAGCCCCUCUACCACGUGCAGACCACCUUGAUUCCUCGACUUUCUCACAGCAAAAACACAGCUGACCGGAGGGUGAUGCUGGGGGCUAGCCGGGACCUCCUGAGGAGUUUGUAUGACUGUGACCUCUACUUCCUGGAGAGUUACAUCAAGCCCCAGCCUGUUAACCACACCACAGACAAACUCUUCCGCCGCGGGGCCAGCAAGGCCCUGUGCUCACCACCAGUGUGUGAUGCAUUUGGCCCCAGUGAGGUCAACAUAGAGGAGGGCGACUGCGUCAAGAAGUGCACCUCCCUUAACAUAACCCUGGCUGUCGAUUCCUGCAAGGAGCGUCGCUACGUGGCUAUCAAGAUUGUGCGGGUGCCAGAGAUCAGUGACCUCAGGGCCCUUGUGGAGGAUCCCCGGUUGAAUCUAAAGAUCAUCCAGCUGGUGCGGGACCCACGUGGCAUACUGUCCUCCAGGAUUGAGACCUUCCGGGACACCUACCGCCUGUGGAGGAUCUGGAGGGCAACAGGCCGUAGACCAUACAACCUGGACCUGACCCAGUUGACUGUAGUGUGUGAGGAUUUCCUCAACUCAGUCAACACAGGUCUGAGCCGGCCCCACUGGCUGAAGGGGAAGUACAUGCUGGUGAGGUAUGAGGACCUGGCAAGGAACCCGCUCCAAAAAACCAAGGAGAUUUACCAGUACUUGGGCAUGUCACUCGACAAGAAUGUAGUCAAGUGGAUACAGACCAACACUCGAGGAAGUAACGAACUGUCAGCCAAGCAUAAGUACGGCACUGUGAGGGACUCAGCAGCCAAUGCCGAGAGCUGGAGGCUGAAACUGUCUUACGACAUGGUCGACUACACUCAAAAUGUCUGUAAACAGAUCCUCCACCAGCUGGGCUAUAAGAUGGUCAAGUCCCCAGAAGAACUUAAAAACAUGUCGCUCACGCUCGUUCAAGACAGAACUUUUGUACCAUUUUUGUAACAAAGGAGGUUGUGGAGGACUAUUUUUGAUAUAUUUAUAAAUGUUGCCUUAAUGUUUCAAAUUUGCACUAAACUUUCAAAACCCUGACAGCAUCUCGGCAGCACCCUUAUUGCUAAAAAAGCAGCACAACACAUCUGAACACAUAAUGCUGCCCUCAAAUUUUGGGUUUCAUAAGUUCAUCGAGGCCAUAAUGUUUGCUUCAGAAGUAUGAGCAAACUUAAAGCACCAUCCUUCUUAUGGUCAUUGUAUGCUGGCUGCUGCAUUGACAAUAGUGAAUGUUGCUGUUUGUCCAUUUGAAGCAAGUGGACCUACAAUAUUGUUAGGAUAUGUACUUAAUACC
Molecule: messenger RNA, 2195 nt
Organism: Megalops cyprinoides (Indo-Pacific tarpon)
Lineage: Eukaryota; Metazoa; Chordata; Actinopteri; Elopiformes; Megalopidae
Product: carbohydrate sulfotransferase 1-like
Exons: 2
Coding region: 593-1855 (420 amino acids)
Biological process (GO): keratan sulfate proteoglycan metabolic process; N-acetylglucosamine metabolic process; carbohydrate metabolic process
Cellular component (GO): Golgi membrane
Molecular function (GO): keratan sulfotransferase activity; N-acetylglucosamine 6-O-sulfotransferase activity
Source: RefSeq, a predicted model, not a curated record